Messenger RNA from Ornithodoros turicata, 1610 nucleotides. RefSeq names its product snRNA-activating protein complex subunit 1-like. Lineage: Eukaryota; Metazoa; Arthropoda; Arachnida; Ixodida; Argasidae. The transcript has 9 exons. Gene Ontology annotation, biological process: snRNA transcription by RNA polymerase II; snRNA transcription by RNA polymerase III. The record is from RefSeq and is a predicted model, not a curated record. The coding region runs from base 111 to 1430 and encodes 439 amino acids. Gene Ontology annotation, cellular component: snRNA-activating protein complex. Gene Ontology annotation, molecular function: sequence-specific DNA binding.
CUAGUGCAGCACGCAGUCAACAGAAUCCGUCUACGUUCAACUUGCGCGGUGUUCUCGCGUUUUGCGCUGAUGUGCAUAUUAUUUUGAGGCCACACUUUUAUCGAACCAACAUGAGGAUAGGUCCUGUAAAGAAAAUUGCGGCUGGUUUUCCCACCGACAUGAGCAUGCUGCUGGACCGGUUUGUAGUUACGAACUCAGUUCGUUAUGAAGGAUUUGCGAAGCUGUGGAGAGAAGCUAAGUUUCCUCUGAUAUUUUGCGGAAGAAAGGAUUUACGUGAAAUGCGUCAAUUUAUAGACGAAACAUUCAGCAUAAUCUUGCAGUUGUGGGUUCCUACAAGCAACUUCCAAGAAAAAGUGUUUGCCCUAUACAUGCUGUAUGGCAUGUACACCAUGCAGCCUAUAACACCGAAAGUAAAGAUUAGGAUCAAGAUGAAUCACUGGGCCAUGUCACAAGAGCUUCUUCAACAGUCAGCGAAAGAACAGCAUCUCGACAUCUGUUACAUCAUUCAUCGCAUGAGACAAGUGCACAGCUUCCACUUUGUGGCUUUUCUGAAAUUGAGGAGCCCAGCCCUCCUUGCUGAAAAGGAAGAAGAGAACAAUUCCAUUUCGGAGAUGACCAUGAAAGUGUACUCCAAUAUGCACGACAUGAUGAAAGGAGGCCUUCUAGAGCAACUUUCUUUGAUCCACAACCAAUACACAUGCAUGAGGUCAAUGCAGGAUACCCCAUCUGUGAGUCAGCUCGAUAUGGUGCGGCAGAACAUCUUUGAAGAUCUCGGCCGAGAGGUGUCAAAGCUACAAGCCAAAUACAAGGUUCGACUAGAACAAGAAAAGGAUGACGCUCUGCCUAAUCCUGCCGGGGACUCAGAUGAUGAUUCAGACACAUCAAACGUGGGGACCCGAAGGAAAAGAUUACGUCAAAGACAAUUUGCUAAGACUUCUCAGACACGGAAGGGACGACGCUACGACGAGUUAGUCAUCGAUGAAGAUGCAGAUGACAACACUUCCCCUGACGUAGCAGAUAAAAGGUCCCCCCAAUGCAAACGCAGCAGAAAGGAUGCACCGGCAAAAGCCAAGUCUGCGACAGCAAAAUCCAAGCCUGUGACGGCUAAAUCUAAGCCUGCUAAAUCUAAGCCUGUUAAAGCCAAGCCUGCUAAAGCCAAGCCUGCUAAAGCCAAGCCUGCUGGGCCAAGUACAAACGUCGAAAAGGAAUCUGUUGGGCCCCAGAAGGUUGGAAGGUCACGAAGUCGUCCGACAAAGUCCAAGAUGACUGCUGCUGCAUCAAGUGAAAAUGUGGCUACAGGGAACAGCACGGACAAUGCAAGUGCUGAAGCAGCGGCACCAGUGGGGGAUGCGGCGCAACGUAAACCCCAAGCUACUCAAAAGAAACGAGGUAGUGGAAGGCCAAAGAAAAGUGCAGAAUCUAGCAGAUGAGAAGCAGGUGAAAGCGCGGACGCACAGCCCAGGACAUCAAAGAACCAAAGUCCGAAGUCAGAUUUGGAAGGCCAGACACACUCUAAGAAAGCGAGGAAUACAUGACAGGAGUAGACGCAGUUGCAUAUUGUGCAGAAUCUUGUUACUAUUGUGGUCAGUAAAUGUUCGUUAUUUUGGCUA